Molecule: messenger RNA, 1389 nt
Organism: Colletotrichum spaethianum
Lineage: Eukaryota; Fungi; Ascomycota; Sordariomycetes; Glomerellales; Glomerellaceae
Product: cytochrome P450 monooxygenase atE
Exons: 4
Coding region: 1-1389 (462 amino acids)
Molecular function (GO): iron ion binding; heme binding; oxidoreductase activity, acting on paired donors, with incorporation or reduction of molecular oxygen
Source: RefSeq, a predicted model, not a curated record
AUGCUGAUCUUUCUUGUCAACCAGUUGCAACAAGAAUGGAAGCUCUAUUCUCAUCGCUCUCAACUACCACCGGGACCUAACGCCAUCAAAACCGGCAUAAGGAAGCCAUGGAUCUGGUUCCAGGAGCUGAGCAAGGAGUAUGGUGACGUUGUAUAUCUCCAGCUGGGACCGACACCAACCAUCGUCUUGGGUUCUGCCCAGGCAGCUUGGGAUCUUCUCGAGAAAAAGGGAGCCAUCUUCUCAUCUCGACCGCGCUUCAUAAUGGGCGGUGAACUCUUAUCCGGCGGCAUGAGGGGGCUUAUGGCCCCUUACUCACCUUUCUGGAGGCGGUGGCGUAAGCUCCUCCACAGCGGCUUCAUGCAAAGACAAAGCGAGACGUAUCGACCAAUUCAGAAUCUCGAGUCAAAGGUCCUUAUGCAUGAGCUUCUCACGACCCCUAAUGAUUUCAGGAAGCACCUAGAGAGAUAUGCGGCUUCAGUCAUUGUGACAGUCACGUAUGGGAGAAGGGUUGAAGAUGUUUCGACUGACAUUGUUGUCCAACGAAAUGCCGAGUCCAUGGGACGACUAACUUCAGUCAAUAUCCCCGGCAAGUUUGUGGUCGAACGGUACCCGGUACUCAAAUAUCUUCCAACCUUCUUGGCCCCGUGGAAGGCCGAAGUCUUGAGACAAAGACAAAAGGACAUCCAUCUUUAUACAGAGCUCAUGGAUGCAGUUCGAGACAAGGUUGCGAAAGGCACGGCACCCUUUUGUUUUGCGAAACACCUCUUACAAGAGCAGGAGAGCCUCGGUAUGACGGAUCUCGAGAUUGCUUACACGGCAGGAUCACCAUUCGGGGCGGGUGUUGAGACUUCGGCUGGGUCUCUAGCAAGCUUCCUUUUGGCAUGCGUCAAGUUUGGGCCCCGAUUCAUACCAAAAGCUCAACAAGAACUUGACAGAAUCAUUGGGAGUGGACGACUCCCAGCCUUUGAAGAUUUAGACAGACUCGAGUACAUUCGGGCUAUAGCGUCAGAGACUUUACGUUGGAGACCGGUCGCGGUUCUCGGAGGCACUCCUCAUGCAAGCACGGCAGAUUGCAUAUACAAAGAUAUGUUUAUACCAAAGGGAAGCACCGUAAUUGCGCCUCUAUGGACCAUCCACCUCAACGAGGUAGACUUUCCAGAACCACACGAGUUCAGACCGGAGCGAUUUACGGAGCAUCGAGAAUACCCAGGUACAUUCGGUCACAGUGCUUUCGGUUGGGGUCGUCGCAUCUGUCCCGGCAUGCACCUUGGCUCUGCAUCCGUAAUAUUAAACAUUGCGCGGAUACUUUGGGCAUUUACGGUCAACCCUGCCAAAGACGAGGAAGACAGAGAUAUUGACGUUGAUAUGUACGUGUAUGAUCAAAUUUAG